Ambispora leptoticha is the source of this 882-nucleotide messenger RNA. The record is from the annotation of a GenBank genome assembly. Lineage: Eukaryota; Fungi; Glomeromycota; Glomeromycetes; Archaeosporales; Ambisporaceae.
AUGCCAUUUGUGAAGAGUGUUGGUGGUGGUGGGGCUUCCACCCAAUUUUUGUGCUUCAUUUUCUUUGCCUUAGUAACAACAGUUACCUUUGGCGUGAGCGAAAAUCGAUGGUUUGAUUUUGGAGCUGAUGCCGUGAUCAAUACGAAUAAAUAUAUUCGAUUGACUCAUGAUAGACCAUCACAGACUGGCUGGCUGUGGAGUCGAUUGCCAUUAACAGCAACAAACUGGCAAGUGGAGGUGGAGUUCAAAAUUGAGGGAUCAAAUCCAACUUUAUACGGGGACGGAUUCGCCAUCUGGUUCACAAAACAACGUGCCAGCCCCGGGCCAGUGUUUGGAUUUGUGGAUAAAUUCGAAGGACUUGGAAUAUUCUUUGAUACGUAUGCGAAUGCGAGACAGACGCAUUCGUUCCCUUAUGUAAUGGCAAUGAUUGGAGAUGGUGAAACUCCAUAUGAUCAUGAUAAUGAUGGUAAAUCGAAUGAAGUUGCUGGUUGCGAGGCUGAUGUUCGAGGGAAAUCCAUUGCUACUAAAGCACGAAUCACAUACUACAAAGAGAAUUACCUCGAGCUUAAACUACAAUACAAAGAGUGGGAUCAGUGGGAACCCUGUUUCACAAUCCCAAAUGUCACACUGCCAACGGUAUUUUACCUUGGAUUUACUGCGCUUACUGGUGAUGUCAGCGAUAACCAUGAUAUUGUUAGCGUCACAACAAACAACUUAAUCUCGUUACCAACAGGAAAACAUACCUUCAAGACUCCAGUACGUCCCCCUCCUACCUGGUCAGGCAUUAUUUUCUGGUUCAAACUGCUGAUGGUUAUGGGAGUUCUGUAUGGUGCUAUGACGUUGUAUCGUGCGUAUCAGACUCAAGCUAAUAAAAGAUUCUAG